GUCCAAAGGGAACAGACCCCAUUUGUCCAUGCAAGCAAUAUACCCUUGUAUAAAAAAGGCUUCUGAAUGACCAGCCGGCUGGGUCCUUCUUUGUCUGCAUCAUCAUGUGUCAGCCUUUUCCUCAUCCAGGUUUGUUAGAUUGCUGUGCAAGAUGUCUUAUUGGGGCACCCUUUGCCUCACUGGUUGCCACUGGGUUGUGUUUCUUGGGGGUAGCACUCUUUUGUGGCUGUGGGCAUGAAGCACUCACUGGCACAGAGCACCUGAUCGAGACCUACUUCUCCAAAAACUAUCAGGAUUAUGAGUUUCUGAUUGAUGUGAUCCAUGACUUCCAAUAUGCCAUUUAUGGGGUCGCCGCUUUCUUUUUCCUCUUUGGAGCCCUCCUGCUGGCCGAAGGCUUUUACACCACUGGCGCUGUCAGGCAGAUCUUUGGCGACUACAAGACCACCAUCUGUGGCAGGGGCCUCAGCGCUACGGUAACAGGGGGCCACAAGGGGAGGGGUUCCAGAGGACACCGUCAAGCUCACUCUAUGGAGCUGGUGUGUCACUGUUUGGGAAAAUGGCUAGGACAUCCUGACAAGUUUGUGGGCAUAACCUACGUCUUGGCCAUCAUCUGGCUCCUGGUCCUGGCCUGCUCUGCAGUCCCUGUCUACAUCUACUUCAGCACUUGGACAACAUGCAACUCCAUUGCAAACCCUAGCAAGACUUCAGCCAGCAUUGGCAACCUAUGCACUGAUGCCAGGAUGUAUGGUGUCCUACCCUGGAAUGCAUCUCCAGGAAGAGUGUGUGGACAAAGCCUUCUUUCCAUCUGCAAGACAGCCGAGUUUCAGAUGACUUUCCAUCUGUUCAUUGCAGCAUUUGUUGGGGCUGCAAUCACACUGGUGGCGCUGCUCACUUUCAUCAUUGCGGCCACCUACAACUUUGCAGUCCUCAAGCUCAUGGGCCGGGGCACAAAGUUCUAAACGACGAGGGAGUCGAUGUCCCAUUUACAAGACGCCCUUCGUCCCCUAACGACAAGGCUUUAACCUGAUGCAGUCACACUACGCCAAGCCUCCUACUCUAACUCUGCUGAUUUGCCCUCCUCUUCCUCUAUGCUAUUUGACACUGGGUGUGUGGCAAGGGAGAAGAGACACCCCCUUCCAGCAGCAGAGCUCUUUGCACCCACGUACCUCUGAUGCUAUCUGGCCUCGUGGCAAAAAAUUAAGAGGUCUGCAAAAGAAAAGGGAUUUCCUUCCCUCAGUUUGCAAGGUGAAAUGCAGCAAAUUCACUCCGGCUUUUCUGCUCCCAAAGACAAAGGAUAAAGAUGAAAUCAUGCUUGUUGUGGAAAGGUGAUCCUAUGAGAGAGAGAGAGGGAGGGAGAAGGAAGCACUUGGAGCUUGCUAGAGACUUCUCUUGAUGCCACAGAAGAUGGAACUCCCAUUACUCUUUGAACAAGUGAUGGAGGACACGAGAAUGAAACAAACCUUUACAGGAUCCUACCCUCCACCGCCCGGGCAAGGGGUUAAGAGCAAGGAUCUUCCUGACAUAGGAAGAGAGCACUGACCCUGCCUCCGAUGCUACCAGAUCCCUCCUUCUCUUAACCCAACCAAUCUUACUGAAAGCAUUGAAGGAGCUUGGUGCCCCUGCACCCAAGGGGGCCUCUUGUCUCCAUACUUUGAAAGAGAAGAGCCAGGCUGCUCUUCUUGCUUCCUCUGUGCUGCCAUGUUGCUAACCAGUUGGGCAGAUAUUGGUGUUAGCCUAAGAGCAUCUGUAAUAACCAGUAGUUUGAGUGUGUAAUGCUAGAGGUGCCUUUGCUGUAUGUGGAAUAACUCUUUUGGACCGCACAUCUGUACUAUAUGCCUUUUCUUUCGUAACCAGCUGUGGAACUGAACUUUCUCCAACCUUCACAAUGGUGCUCUUUUCUCCCAGUGACAUUUGCUUCCAUAUAUUCCAUACACAGAUGAUCUUUUGCAGAAUCUAAUAUUUGCUCUUUUGGUUCUUGUUGCUAUUUGCUGUCUUCAGCUAGCUGCAGACACUUGCCACAAACAUUAUCUGAAUCCUGAAUAUUUGAAAUCUCCCAGCUUUGUUAAUAUACAGUCAGAUUUAGAGAGAUUCUGGGUAAUUGUCAUUCCAGAAAAUUGAAAUGAGUUGUUAACUAUGCAGAAUGAACCUCAUCGUGUGCCAAAUAAAAAUCUGCAGGCCAAAAUUUCUUUUAAGAAAAACUGGAGACACCAACAUAGGACUUGGACUUCAUUAUGUCACUGUGCAAAGAGAACCAGCCAGCAGGUAAUCUCUGGAAGUGACACAACCAAAACAUCAGAAAGCAAAUGGUCCAUGGCUACUAAGACUUCCUAGUUUCAGCCCUAACCUUCACUACUUAACCACGAGUAGAGAGACCAAGGUUUGGUGCUUAUCUACUGGGGAAACCAAAAUCACAGUGGCGGACAGCAGGGAUGCUAGAGAGAAGGAGAACAGGCCAAAAUAGCCCUGAAUGCUGGCCUAGAUCAAACUGGUUAGGCUGUCAACACACACAGGGCAAAGGAAGGACUAUGAUUAGGGUGGGUAGGGGGUGGGACAAUAAGAAGCCACUCAAGAUCAGGACAAGUGAAGUCACCCAUAUUUCGUAUUUCACUUUGAUUUAACUAACACAUAACCAGCACCCAUGUCCCCCAGCCCCCUCACUCUCCCCAAGAAAUACAGGAAAAAAUAGUUAAUAAGCUGAAAGUGUUUUCAUCAUUCUGAUUUUGAAUUUCAACUUUUUAACAAAGCAUAAAAGAUCAUGUUUUUAGAGACUUAUCUUACAAGGUGUAUUUUAUAAAAUUAAAGAAAAUAAAAUUCAAGAAUGUCUGA
Messenger RNA from Gekko japonicus, 2826 nucleotides. RefSeq names its product proteolipid protein 1 (gene PLP1). Bases 105 to 959 code for a protein of 284 amino acids. The record is from RefSeq and is a predicted model, not a curated record. Gene Ontology annotation, molecular function: structural constituent of myelin sheath. Lineage: Eukaryota; Metazoa; Chordata; Lepidosauria; Squamata; Gekkonidae. The transcript has 7 exons. Gene Ontology annotation, biological process: central nervous system myelination; axon development. Gene Ontology annotation, cellular component: myelin sheath; plasma membrane.